Molecule: messenger RNA, 282 nt
Organism: Aureobasidium melanogenum CBS 110374
Lineage: Eukaryota; Fungi; Ascomycota; Dothideomycetes; Dothideales; Saccotheciaceae
Exons: 2
Coding region: 1-282 (93 amino acids)
Source: RefSeq, a predicted model, not a curated record
AUGGACUCUCUGGGCAGCGGAAACAUCGACAUCUCCCAGAUGUCAGAUGCCGAAAAGAAGGACCUGCAACAAUUCGUCGUCAACGAGUCGCAAAAGGCGCGCAUUCAACAAUCCAUCCACUCCCUCACAGACACCUGUUUCCGCAAGUGCAUCACCGGCAAGAUUUCCUCGGGCAAGCUGGACAGAAGCGAGGAGCCCUGCAUGCAGAACUGCGUCGACCGCUUCAUGGAUGCAAACCUCGUCGUCAUCAAGAACUUGGAGCAGAUGAGAACGCACAUGUAA